Messenger RNA from Cucurbita pepo subsp. pepo (vegetable marrow), 1160 nucleotides. NCBI's taxonomy places the organism in Eukaryota, Viridiplantae, Streptophyta, Magnoliopsida, Cucurbitales, Cucurbitaceae. The record is from RefSeq and is a predicted model, not a curated record.
GCAGUGUUAUUUUGAUGUGAGAUCUAACCAAGUCUAAAACUGCAUCUUUGUUCAGGUUUAUAUUUCUGAUAUGACAUCAUUAUUUACAUGGACAUGUACACGAUGCCGUGGCCUCACCGAGGGGUUUGAAGUUGUGCAGCUGAUUGUAGAUGUUGAAAGUUGCCUGCAGUCAUUUGUUGGAGUAGCGAAGGAUCCACAUGCUAUUAUAAUUGCAUUCAGGGGAACACGAGGAACUAGCAUACAGAAUUGGAUAGAAGACUUGUUCUGGAAGCAGCUGGAUUUAGAUUAUCCUGGAAUGGAAGGUGCAAAGGUACAUAGCGGAUUUUAUCGUGCAUAUCACUGUACAACAAUACGCCCUGCAAUUCUAAAUGCAGUAAAAACAGCAAAGGAAGUUUAUGGGGACCUUGACAUCAUUGUCACAGGGCAUUCAAUGGGAGGAGCAAUUGCUGCCUUUUGUGCUCUUGAUCUUAUAGUUAAUCAUAAUGUGCCAAAUGUUCAAGUUAUGACGUUUGGCCAACCUCGUAUUGGCAACGCAGUUUUUGCCUCGUACUACAGCAAACAUUUACCGGAUACCAUUCGAGUCACGCAUGAACACGAUAUCGUGCCCCAUUUGCCUCCUUACUUUUCCAUUAUCCCACGGAAAACAUAUCACCACUUCCCUAGAGAGGUAUGGCUUCAGGAUACUUCAUCUACAUCAAAUCGCCUUGCCUCCUACAUCGAGACGGUCUGUGACGAUUCGGGUGAAGAUCCAAAUUGUAGCAGAUCUGUAAUUGGAAACAGCAUUCAGGACCAUUUAUCCUAUUAUGGGGUGGAAUUCCCAACUGAUGAUCCUGCAACAUGCUGGAUCGUAAUGGACCCGGUGAUGGCCGAAUACGGGUCGAUCGAUUCAGAAGGCAACGUCGUGUUGUUCCGGGACCUUGCUACUCCCGUUCCUCGUAUGCAAAGUUUGGAGGCAAAAUAAAUUGGUUCUGAUUAAGGUGAUUCUUCUGCAAGAUAGUUGAGGUUGGCCAGCUUUCAACAUGCUCUUGAUCCGGAGUAAAAUCUUUUGAUCUUUGUUAAAAAAAAUUAAAACCUUACUAUUGCUUCAUUCUUGAUGAACCACCAUUGUAUGAUAUGUAUAUAUAUUAUAAGGUGAAUAAUGUGCUUCAUAUUUUGUUGCA